GCGGCGCGGCCUAGAACACCACGACGGCCAACGCUUCCGCGUAUGCAUCAGCGGAAAUUUGGUGCGCAUUUCACCGCGCCCCACCCCGAAGUAGGAAGGGAGUGUGAAGGCGUAAGCCUCCACAACACUGACCACGACACCAUCCCCUAAAGGGACCGCCCCGACGGCUUGUUAUCUAAUUUCAUUAUUAUUCACUAUUAUCCGAUUUUAUUACUUCUAUUAUUAUUAGUAUUACCAAGACAAACAACAAUGAAUCCUUAUUUUCACCCAUUAAAGUAAGAAAUAGGCUAAGAAACCCCAAAACAGUAGGCCUUUUUACUUAUUAGAACUAAGAGAACCAACACGUAAGAGAGACGCACACUACGGCCACGCAGCGAAGAGAGACGUACACCACGGCUAUACGAAGGAAAAGAGAACCAACCCGAAAGAGAUACGCUCGUACGCCCACGCAGCCAACGCAAGGAAGAGAACGGCUAUACGCAGACGAAAAGAGACAACAUGAAAGAGAACGAAGCGGCAGAGAAGCCGCCGAUCGGUAUUACGCCCACGCAGCCGAGGAAAAGAGCCGACGGCGAAGCAGGCAAUACACACCCGCAGCCAUACACCCACGCAGCCGAGACCGGCAGCCGAAGGCGGCGCAACAGCGAAGCGGCAGAGAAGCUCCGAAAAAGAAAAGCAGAGGCCUGGCACGGUCCAGCGCGAGCCAAGCUCGAGAGUGAUCUCGGAGGGCUGAGCCAGACCGGUUGUGCGGCGGAAGCCAAAAUAGAUGUGAAAAACUAGCCGUGACCGCGCCGUGUACGCAAUAAGCCGUGUUCGCCCGCACGCGGUGAAUAAAACCAGCUGUGACCGCACCCACGCGGUGUGCAAAGGAAGCCACCGAAGUGACGAGGACCCGCCGUGGGAGAACAGGACCCAAAGAAGGGACACAAGGAUCCGACACGGACAACCCAAGGACGAGCGACGCACAGCCUCUAGAGGCAGAGGAUGGCACGGAGGGGCAUCCUAGGGGUGCGUCGCCGCCCAGCUCAAGGCAACCACGGUCCACGACCAGCCAACCACAAGCAAGACACCACUCCCCGACCCCGCAAGCAGAACCGGGCAACACCACGCAGCAUGGACCAUCAACAGGAGAACCCAAACGGCCCGAUCCCGGACACCAGCUGGGACGACGGGUGGCACGCCAGACUGCAGGAGUGGGACGCGCAGGAGGAGGUGGCAGCCCCGGAAAGAGGGGAGAAUCCCGAUUGGCAGCCGCUGGACCACGCACCAAUGAAGUGGCUAUCGCCAGUUCCCACCGACCACAACGCCCCGAACCCGGAACCGACGAGCUGCACGGCCCGAGAGGCCGAACCAGGAAACCCGAGCCAACCAAAGGAGGACAGCGACCUGUCAUUGGGCUUGGAAGAGGCAGAGGCGGGCGGACUGCUCACAGCGUUCGAGGAGAUGCCCGAGCUAAACGCGCUGCAGGAGGAGCAGGAAUGGCCAAUCGCCCCAGUCGCCUGGCGGGUAAGCACGCCUGACCGCCGCAUCCCGCAAAGCCUGCUGGAAGGCGCCAGCGCUCAGGCAAACGCGGCGCAGCCCGGGCGCAGCCGGAUCCGCAGCCUAGAACACCACGACGGCCAACGCUUCCGCGUAUGCAUCAGCGGAAAUUUGGUGCGCAUUUCACCGCGCCCCACCCCGAAGUAGGAAGGGAGUGUGAAGGCGUAAGCCUCCACAACACUGACCACGACACCAUCCCCUAAAGGGACCGCCCCGACGGCUUGUUAUCUAAUUUCAUUAUUAUUCACUAUUAUCCGAUUUUAUUACUUCUAUUAUUAUUAGUAUUACCAAGACAAACAACAAUGAAUCCUUAUUUUCACCCAUUAAAGUAAGAAAUAGGCUAAGAAACCCCAAAACAGUAGGCCUUUUUACUUAUUAGAACUAAGAGAACCAACACGUAAGAGAGACGCACACUACGGCCACGCAGCGAAGAGAGACGUACACCACGGCUAUACGAAGGAAAAGAGAACCAACCCGAAAGAGAUACGCUCGUACGCCCACGCAUCCAACGCAAGGAAGAGAACGGCUAUACGCAGACGAAAAGAGACAACAUGAAAGAGAACGAAGCGGCAGAGAAGCCGCCGAUCGGUAUUACGCCCACGCAGCCGAGGAAAAGAGCCGACGGCGAAGCAGGCAAUACACACCCGCAGCCAUACACCCACGCAGCCGAGACCGGCAGCCGAAGGCGGCGCAACAGCGAAGCGGCAGAGAAGCUCCGAAAAAGAAAAGCAGAGGCCUGGCACGGUCCAGCGCGAGCCAAGCUCGAGAGUGAUCUCGGAGGGCUGAGCCAGACCGGUUGUGCGGCGGAAGCCAAAAUAGAUGUGAAAAACUAGCCGUGACCGCGCCGUGUACGCAAUAAGCCGUGUUCGCCCGCACGCGGUGAAUAAAACCAGCUGUGACCGCACCCACGCGGUGUGCAAAGGAAGCCACCGAAGUGACGAGGACCCGCCGUGGGAGAACAGGACCCAAAGAAGGGACACAAGGAUCCGACACGGACAACCCAAGGACGAGCGACGCACAGCCUCUAGAGGCAGAGGAUGGCACGGAGGGGCAUCCUAGGGGUGCGUCGCCGCCCAGCUCAAGGCAACCACGGUCCACGACCAGCCAACCACAAGCAAGACACCACUCCCCGACCCCGCAAGCAGAACCGGGCAACACCACGCAGCAUGGACCAUCAACAGGAGAACCCAAACGGCCCGAUCCCGGACACCAGCUGGGACGACGGGUGGCACGCCAGACUGCAGGAGUGGGACGCGCAGGAGGAGGCGGCAGCCCCGGAAAGAGGGGAGAAUCCCGAUUGGCAGCCGCUGGACCACGCACCAAUGAAGUGGCUAUCGCCAGUUCCCACCGACCACAACGCCCCGAACCCGGAACCGACGAGCUGCACGGCCCGAGAGGCCGAACCAGGAAACCCGAGCCAACCAAAGGAGGACAGCGACCUGUCAUUGGGCUUGGAAGAGGCAGAGGCGGGCGGACUGCUCACAGCGUUCGAGGAGAUGCCCGAGCUAAACGCGCUGCAGGAGGAGCAGGAAUGGCCAAUCGCCCCAGUCGCCUGGCGGGUAAGCACGCCUGACCGCCGCAUCCCGCAAAGCCUGCUGGAAGGCGCCAGCGCUCAGGCAAACGCGGCGCGGCCUAGAACACCACGACGGCCAACGCUUCCGCGUAUGCAUCAGCGGAAAUUUGGUGCGCAUUUCACCGCGCCCCACCCCGAAGUAGGAAGGGAGUGUGAAGGCGUAAGCCUCCACAACACUGACCACGACACCAUCCCCUAAAGGGACCGCCCCGACGGCUUGUUAUCUAAUUUCAUUAUUAUUCACUAUUAUCCGAUUUUAUUACUUCUAUUAUUAUUAGUAUUACCAAGACAAACAACAAUGAAUCCUUAUUUUCACCCAUUAAAGUAAGAAAUAGGCUAAGAAACCCCAAAACAGUAGGCCUUUUUACUUAUUAGAACUAAGAGAACCAACACGUAAGAGAGACGCACACUACGGCCACGCAGCGAAGAGAGACGUACACCACGGCUAUACGAAGGAAAAGAGAACCAACCCGAAAGAGAUACGCUCGUACGCCCACGCAGCCAACGCAAGGAAGAGAACGGCUAUACGCAGACGAAAAGAGACAACAUGAAAGAGAACGAAGCGGCAGAGAAGCCGCCGAUCGGUAUUACGCCCACGCAGCCGAGGAAAAGAGCCGACGGCGAAGCAGGCAAUACACACCCGCAGCCAUACACCCACGCAGCCGAGACCGGCAGCCGAAGGCGGCGCAACAGCGAAGCGGCAGAGAAGCUCCGAAAAAGAAAAGCAGAGGCCUGGCACGGUCCAGCGCGAGCCAAGCUCGAGAGUGAUCUCGGAGGGCUGAGCCAGACCGGUUGUGCGGCGGAAGCCAAAAUAGAUGUGAAAAACUAGCCGUGACCGCGCCGUGUACGCAAUAAGCCGUGUUCGCCCGCACGCGGUGAAUAAAACCAGCUGUGACCGCACCCACGCGGUGUGCAAAGGAAGCCACCGAAGUGACGAGGACCCGCCGUGGGAGAACAGGACCCAAAGAAGGGACACAAGGGUGAGCCACCUCACGUAUGUGAGCUCUGGGGGGAUAGAUCGGUGCAGUAGGCAGGUAUAAGCAGAACAUUCCCGCAGUUUCUUUACAUAUCUAUGCCCACAUGUUGUUUAUGAUAUUUUUUUUUGGCGUUUAUUUCCCCGCUGCAGGCGCGGGAUUUUAAGUAGGGAAAUGAUCCGAAAACAAUAAAGACACCAGCCUCAACCCAA
Molecule: messenger RNA, 4298 nt
Organism: Drosophila miranda
Lineage: Eukaryota; Metazoa; Arthropoda; Insecta; Diptera; Drosophilidae
Exons: 3
Coding region: 2577-3311 (244 amino acids)
Source: RefSeq, a predicted model, not a curated record